AUCCGACGCAAACUUUAACAGAUAGUGUUUUUGGUGCGGUGUUCGCUGAACUCUGUCGCCGCUGUCGUGGUAAUUUUCAGAAAAAAAACCGCUGAAACAGCUAAAUGCACGCAACCAAAUUAGUUUUAUUUCCGUUUUGUACUAUGUGCAUCAGAACUCCGAAAUAAUAAGUGUUGAUCUUUGCGUUUGUGAAUAAAAUAGCCAAAAUGGGCGCGUAUCUUUCAGAACCUCUUACGACGAAAGACUCACACGACGAGGGAAAUGACAUGCUUGUAUCCGGUUCCAGUUCGAUGCAGGGUUGGCGAAUCAGUCAAGAGGACGCUCAUAACUGUAUCCUGAAUUUCGACGAAAAUACUUCUUUUUUUGCUGUCUACGAUGGACAUGGUGGUUCAGAGGUAGCCCAGUACUGCAGUUUACAUCUUCCAGCGUUUCUAAAAACUUUAGAAUCGUACAAAGCCAAAAACUUUGAGCAGGCUUUGAAAGAUGCCUUUAUUGGUUUUGAUGCCACGUUGCUGGAAGAAACAGUGAUUGAGGAGCUGAAAAAAUUGUCUGACAAAACAAACGGCGAAGAAGCCGUAGAAGAAGAAGACGAAGAAGAAGAGGAUGAUAAUGUCGACGACCUGUGCAAGGAGGCUUGCAUGCCGUUGAAUGAAGUUCUGCAGAUGUACAAGAAGGACAAAAAAAAUCCUAUCCUGAACAAGGUUAAAGAGGGAGAUUGCUCUAAGCCAUUAUCCCCAUACUUGAAAGGUAAACGAAAGGGUCUGUUGUCGGAUACCAACGAUGUGUCCGAUCCAAGCUCUACCGAUACAGGUAAUUCUGCAGCUGGAACAUCCAACGCAGAGGCAGAUGUAUCUAGCGACGCCAAAACCAGCAUCUCGGAUGCAGCAGAUUCUACUGUAAGUAGCUCCAGUAACAAAGCAGAGGAGAGCCAGAAUCCAGAAUCCUCAGUUACAAAAGCUGAGCAAAGCAAUGAGAUUAGCGAUACAGAUGGAAUCGGUUCAGCAGUACCCAAGGAAGAUUGUGCUCCAGAUAGUUCGUCUUCGUCUAAACCCGGCGAAGAAGUGAAAUCUAAUUUAGGAGAAAUAAAGUCUUCUGAUCCUGCAGUCAAUGGCGAAACAACAGAAUCGGCUGGCAAAUCUACUGUAUCUUCUUCUUCAGCUUUAUCAGCUCAGGAGAAUGGCAUUGUUUCAAGUAAUACUAACUCCGGUGAAGCAGGGACAUCUGCCAACAAGAACGGCGGAUCUAAGGUAGACAGCUCUUCUGCAGGAACUUCAUCUUCCCCUGCUGCAUCCAAAAAACGCCAAACCACCAAUGGACCAAACCUGGUGGAUGAUGACUCCGAAGACGAUGAAACUGACACUGAUGAAGAAUUUCCACCAGUCGCCGACGCUAACGAAACCUCCAGUACCGAAGAUGGAGAGGAAGAUCAUUAUUGUGAGGAAGGAAGCGAAGAGGAAGAAGAAGAAGAGGGUGAAUAUGAAGAGGAUGAAGAAGAAUACAUGAAUGAAGAGGAUGAAGCAUUCAUGAACAACAUCACUGAUGAACCGGGCAAAGAUAGUGGAUGCACAGCUGUUGUGGCAUUACUGCAUGAAAAGGAACUGCUGGUAGCCAAUGCAGGAGACUCACGAUGUGUUGUUUGUCGUGAAGGCAAAGCUCUAGAGAUGAGCUUCGAUCAUAAACCCGAAGAUCAGAUUGAGUUCGAUCGAAUCCAGAAGGCUGGAGGUCGUGUAACACUGGAUGGUCGUGUCAAUGGAGGAUUGAACUUAUCACGAGCUAUUGGUGAUCAUGGGUAUAAAAUGAAUAAAAAACUUCUUCCGGAAGAACAGAUGAUCUCAGCCUUACCUGACAUCAAAAAGAUUACCAUUGGCCCGGAAGAUGAAUUCAUGGUAUUAGCUUGCGAUGGAAUAUGGAACUUUAUGACGAGCGAUGACGUGGUUGAGUUUGUACAAGAACGCAUUAGGGAUCCUACCAAGAAGCUCUCGGAAAUUUGUGAAGAAAUGUUUGACUACUGCUUAGCUCCACAUACAAAGGGUGACGGAACUGGUUGCGACAAUAUGACUGCAAUAAUUGUUCAGUUUAAACCGAACUUCAGCGGUGCUGCUUCAAGAAAGCGUACUGCUUCGACAGGAGAUGAUAUUCCCAAAGCUGAAAACGAUUGCAAAAAGGUGAAAACUGAAACAGGCGCAAGUUCAACAACCGGCAGCAAUAGAAGCAGUUGUGAAACUACAGCAACUACUAGCAGCGAUGAAAAAGAAGCAGCUGCUGCUGUAGCAUCUAUUGAAUCUAGCUCACCUAUGGAUAGCAGUGACAAUACUGCUUCAUCAUCAACGUGAAUCCGUAGUCUUAUCGCCCUUACACUGACACGCAUCCCGUAAGUUCCAUUAUUUGUCUUUAAUUGCCUAUUGUGUGCGCAGUUUUUGUUUUUGUUACAUUUAAAAUUCUUCAAUGGCUAAACCAUUUCGUUCUAUCUGCACAGUUUAUAUUUUCAUAAUUAGUCCAUUUUACAUGGCACGUUAAAACAUACCCAUUCGUUCUAAUUGUGAGAUUAAAAUUGGGAAAAAGUUUGAAUAAUUGUUAGUGUAAGACAUAAUAAUUAACUCAUACCCUUGAAGACAAUGAAACUAUUAUGGUUUACUUUCAGUAUUUGAUGGUUAUAUGUGUCAAAAUUUCAAAACUAAUAACGACACUUGAAUAUCACACCGAUCAUAUGGUCGUAAAAAAUCACAUUUUGUGAUCCAACCGGUUUGGUUGCUAAUACUGAACUAGGAAUCAACAUUUUAUGGAAGAAUUCUAGAUUAUAUCAGUACUAGUAAUCGAGUAUAAUACUUAACUUUAAUUGUUUAAACUAAUUUGUGAAAUAGGAACAAAAUUUUACAACAUAGCGAAACUGGCGCACCAAGUACAUAAAUGAAAACGGCAUGUAACAGUAGUAAAUCUUACCCGUACAUAAAACAAUGCACGUGUGUCUCUCUCCCAGUUAAUGUAAAUAUUACUGGAUUGGCAAUUGUUCAUCACUGGCGAGAUAGGGCACAUAUUUUAUGAUAAAGGGCAUAAGUAAGUUUAAAAUGAAGCAAAUUAACAGCACAUCCCUGUAAGUGAAGCGUAUGCUCCUAAAACAACUGGUAGUGUAACUGUAACAGAAAAAUAAAGUGUCUUCUAAAAGAAGUAUA
Molecule: messenger RNA, 3170 nt
Organism: Wyeomyia smithii (pitcher-plant mosquito)
Lineage: Eukaryota; Metazoa; Arthropoda; Insecta; Diptera; Culicidae
Product: probable protein phosphatase CG10417
Exons: 7
Coding region: 207-2333 (708 amino acids)
Biological process (GO): protein dephosphorylation
Molecular function (GO): protein serine/threonine phosphatase activity; cation binding
Source: RefSeq, a predicted model, not a curated record